AAUAAAUUCAACAGGAAAACAGAAGUCGUGAGAAGGAAUUGUCCCUUUUUUUUCCCGGAUAAACUACUUUUAAUUAAUUAACUACUUAUAUAUAUUACAUCUAACGGUGUCGGGGUUCUCACUCUUUAUAACCCGUAUUGUCAACUAAGAAGUGACCCACUUUUCAAGCAAAGGUUGUUUGGAGACAUGAAUCCAGAAGACGUGGUUAUCAUUCUCAGUGAUGAUGACGAUGAUGUGUCCAUCAACGACUCGGUCUACAUCGUCGAAGACAUCCAGAACGACGUAUACCCAGUAGAUCAGUCUAACUGCAGCAGGUCACAUGAUCCUGAAGGAGAAGAGGACCUGGUCGUUACCUUCUGUCAGAGAGGAGAGGUGCUGCCUCACGCACGCUACGACUGUACCGCACACACCUUCACACCAACAGACAGUGAUGUAGGAGGACCAAUAGAAUCCAACCAGCUCUUCUGUCACCAGUGCUUCUGUUACGUCUGUGACAAGGUCGCCUCGGAGUGUUCUGUGUGGAUUGUGUCAGGAGUGUGCCACUGCAACGCCCAUAAGAGGAGUGUGUUCUGGAGCAACAAGAGGGACAAGGUGGUUCUGGGAUACCUUCAGAUGUUUAACUUCAACCUGCUGGAGAUCGACAGCGACCUCCGACUGGCAGAGUCCUUACUGCUGCAGUUGGAGGAGGAGUUGUCCAAGGAGUACGCCUCCUUCCAGAUGGGCGUGGCUGUGAGGGGAUUGGCUGUCCAUUGUGCCUGUCACUGCCACACAGCCAAUCGUUUGGAAUGCGGGAACUGCCAAUCAAAUCACCUGCUGCUACUGGUCUACGAUUAUUCGCAGGUGUUUGAGUGUGUGUGCCGCUUCCUUGGACGUGCGGAGAGAGAGAGACCGAGAGCAGCAGCUGUUAUGAGACUUGGAGCAGUUCAACUCUUCAUUACACACUGUCAACCUCCUGGACCAGUGAUUUCCCAUCAUCUUGAGGCCAGGAUAGCGGAGGCCCUGCCCUUGCUGCUAACCAGGGUAAUGGAGGCGGUGCAGAGACAGAUGGUGGAGUGUGACUUCAGUCCAGAGUUUCUCCAGAAACUUCAAGGUUUCUACCAGACCCUCCCCCUUCCUCCCAGCUGCAUCGCUCUGAGAAACAGGCUGUGUGUUCUCCCCUGGUCAGAUGUCCUGCUGGUCUCCGUGUUAAAGGGACAGACCGUUAAUGUGUGUGUUCCAGGCUGUGCGUUCUCCCCUGGUCAGAUGUCCUGCUGGUCUCAGUGUUAAAGGGACAGACCGUUAAUGUGUGUGUUCCAGGCUGUGCGUUCUCCCCUGGUCAGAUGUCCUGCUGGUCUCAGUGUUAAAGGGACAGACCGUUAAUGUGUUUGUUCCAGGCUGUGUGU
Molecule: messenger RNA, 1382 nt
Organism: Oncorhynchus masou masou (cherry salmon)
Lineage: Eukaryota; Metazoa; Chordata; Actinopteri; Salmoniformes; Salmonidae
Exons: 11
Coding region: 187-1266 (359 amino acids)
Source: RefSeq, a predicted model, not a curated record